Messenger RNA from Macrobrachium nipponense, 1060 nucleotides. Its product is annotated as retinol dehydrogenase 12-like. The transcript is spliced from 9 exons. The coding region runs from base 127 to 1029 and encodes 300 amino acids. Lineage: Eukaryota; Metazoa; Arthropoda; Malacostraca; Decapoda; Palaemonidae. The record is from RefSeq and is a predicted model, not a curated record.
CUUUGCAGAAACCGACAACUCCUGAAUUUCACGAGUCAGACGGGAGAAGAAGAAGACGAACUCGGUGCGAAGUAGACGUGACAACGUGACAACCUAGUGCCGAGAGAAGUUGUCGCGGUCAGCGCAAUGUGGCUAUGGCUGACUUUGCUGUUGUUAGCAACGAGCGUUUUCGCCACCCUGGGGAUCUUCGGCAUAGUCCACAGAGAGAGGGCGGGAGAGGCUGACACAAAGGCCUCCUUGGCGGGAAAGACGAUCCUCAUUACCGGGGCUUCUUCAGGUAUUGGCAGAGAGGCUGCCAAGAUCUUGGCCAAGAGAGGAGCCCGUCUCAUCCUGGCCUGUAGAAGUAUUGCCAAGACUAGAAUUCUUGCAGAUGACCUGCGAUCGAUGACCGGGAACGAGGACAUCCUGGUGAUGGAGUUGGACACCUCCUCCCCCCCCCCCAUAGUCUCCGUCAGGAGAUUUGCCGACAAGUUCCUGAAUCGUGAGCGCAGCCUGGACGUUCUGAUUCUGAACGCGGGGAUCUACGGAACGCAGAGAAGGCACAUAACCUCCGAAUGUCUGGAAACGGUCAUGGCCACGAAUCACUUUGGCCACUUUCUGCUGGCCAACUUACUGCUGGGAGCUCUGAUGAUGGGCAAACGUAGUAGAAUCGUCGUGACGGCUUCAGGGCUACAUCGUCUCUGCAAGAAAAUAGACCCAAAGGACCUGAACUUCGAGAGGGCCGAAUUCACUCCACUGCUGUCAUACUGCCAAUCGAAGGCCUGCAACAUCCUCUUCACACGGCACUUAGCAGAAAUCACCCGAGAUACAGGAGUGGUUGUCAAUGCAUUCUGCCCAGGCUUAGUAUCGACGGAGAUGUUCGAAAAGACUGCUGGGUUUUUCAUGAGUACGCUACAGCGAAUGCUCCUACCAUUCAUAGGGAGGACACCUUGGCAAGGGGCCCAGCCCAUCGUUCAUCUGGCAGCGUCUAAGGAGACGGAGGAAAUAUCCGGAGAGUUUUUCGAAGAUUUCAAGGUAAGUCAGUUAUGACGAUUUCAAGGUCAUUCAGUCCUGAGGAUAG